This is a messenger RNA of Morchella importuna, 438 nucleotides long. RefSeq lists its product as uncharacterized. Gene Ontology annotation, cellular component: Ino80 complex. NCBI's taxonomy places the organism in Eukaryota, Fungi, Ascomycota, Pezizomycetes, Pezizales, Morchellaceae. The transcript has a single exon. Bases 1 to 438 code for a protein of 145 amino acids. The record is from RefSeq and is a predicted model, not a curated record. Gene Ontology annotation, biological process: chromatin remodeling.
AUGGCACCCCAGCAAGCUUCACAAACAAACACCGUCCUCGACGCUCUCGACGUAAUCACCUCGCACCCCCGUCCCUUCAAGUCUCCCUCCUGGAAGCCCGCUGCCCGCCGUACCAAGACCCUCAAGCAGAUCCUCACCGACGCGACACGCUCUCAAACGGCUACGCAGAAUAACUCCGGGACCUCCACGCCUUUGCCGCCCGCUGCGAUGCCCCAGCCUAUCGGGGCUACUUACUCCAACAUUGAGAGUGCGCCGUCGCUCCAUCCGGCCCACACAAAGAAGUGGUGCGACAUUACGGGGCUCCCGGCCAAUUACACGGAUCCGAAGACGAAGCUGAGGUACACGAAUAAGGAGGUCUACUCGGCGAUCAGGCAGCUGCCGCCCGGCGCCGCGGAUCGCUAUUUGGAGCUGAGAGGUGCGAAUGUCGUGCUGAAGUAA